This is a messenger RNA of Durusdinium trenchii, 3846 nucleotides long. Lineage: Eukaryota; Dinophyceae; Suessiales; Symbiodiniaceae. The record is from the annotation of a GenBank genome assembly.
AUGCCUUUCAGCGAUCUUUGGGACACCAGUGAGCAAAAGCCAGAAGGCCAAUCAUCAGAUGAGGAGCUUCGCAGGCUGCGUCGCAGUCAGCGUACAGCGAAAGCCCGAGAGGCUGCUGCACAGGCUAGAGUUCGUAAGCAGUUUCAUGCAGUUGAUGCGGGCGUGGUUGACAGUGGGCAAACACAGGCACAAACCAGGGCUUCGAUAUUGCAAAGCAAGUACUUUACACGCAGGUUGUUCAGUCCAGGCAUUUCCAAGGAGCAAGACUACCAGAAAAUUGGAUCAGAACGGGGAAGAUGUGUUUUUAGUUUGGUGCAGUUCAUUGUUGAACUAGUGAAAGGGCUAUUCACCGAUAGUGCUGGUCAGCCAAAGCCAGUAGAGCACAUCAUCAAUGCGGUCAUUGCUGAUGACACAGACACACGAAUGAAGGGUGCUGGCUUGCGCAGUACCAUUCACACUGUGUGCAACACAGUCCAAGCUGUCCAUGUUCGAAUGAGCCCAGCAGGAAAGGAUGAAUUGUGGGUCUCCACCAAUAUUCCCACUCCAAUGUUGGUUCUUUCAUCUCCUCAAUGUGGGAACAUUCACGCCGCCUCCACAGCUAUGUCGAUUGUAUGUGGAGCUGGAAUUGGAAGUUUGCUAGGGAAAUUUGGUGUUUCAUUCCACGAUGUGACCCCGCACCCUCGAGUGUUUCGGACAGAAGUGAUGGUAGGUGACGCGCUCCAAGCCAAUCAAGCCUCAUGGAAGCUUGAGCGCCAGCUCUUGGCAUCUCUGCGAUCUCAACAGGGCAUUCAGGUGACCAAACUUCCAGAAGACUCUUCAAUCUGGAAAGCAAGAGCCCAGUGGAUUUCACGCAAUUUUGACAGUCCAGGAAAGAUUGCCAAAGAGAAUCUUGAGUCCAUUCUUGAAUUUUGCAACGGGGAUACAUGCUCUCCAAGAGUGAUCCACUGGUGUUGUGGAUGUUGUGACAGUGAUGAGCAAGCAUUGAGCAAGGUCUUGAGGCUACUAGUGCCCCUGAUGGGAAAGGGAUAUCCAACACCUUUUCUCUCCAGGUUCAAGCACUUUGGCCCAGCGAUCAGCUACAUUCGGGUAUUCUGCACCCUUCAUGGUUUGCUUCCCAGGAUUCUUCUCGGCUUGAAAGACAAUUGCAAGCCUGGUGCUGAGCUUGUCUCAAUGGUCGAUGCACUUCUGGCAGACACAUCCAUUUCUUCUGGAAACUUCACUGAAGAAGAUAUGCAAGCGUUGGUUGGUGGCAUUUUGGAUGCUGAUGUUUCCUACAGCGUGCAGAACUCAGUCAGAAAGAACAUGAUGAUAAAAGCCAUAUCCGCAAAAGACUUUGACAAACAUGCUGUAGUGAUGGCCUGUGUACUGGGACCAAUUGAUUAUGCCAUCAACUAUCUGUUCAGCCGCACAAAAGCCCUUCAUCAGAUUGCCAAUGUUGGAUCUGCAAAUCAGAAGUUCUCAGAGUUGGUUCAGAAAAGCAGGGCCAGAUUCUUGCACACUAUUGGUGGGGAUUUGGGCCGAGAUCUCAUGCGCCGUUACCUUGGACUCCUACAGAAAGAUCUUGCAGAAAGCAUUGACAUGGGAUUGGACAUCAGCAACAAUUCUGAAGUCCUGCAUCUCGCUUUCAAUUUGAUCCUUGUUGGUAUGUCAGACUCUUGGCGCCGGCUUGUCCAUGAGUUCAGCUGCUCACCAUGGAAUCUGUUCUCCUUGGUAGGUUGUGACACUGCCACCUGCUUGGAUACAUGGAGAAAACUGCAGGAGGCUGCAAAUUGUUGCAAACACUGCUUGGAUGACACAUUCACCUGUGUUCUGCUGUCGCAAUAUCCGUAUGAUGAUCUGCGUUCCCUUUCCCAAGCUGAGUUGGAAUCAGUAUUCUGCGAGGUUAGGCAGUUGCUUUUGGACCUAGCAGGGACAAUUCCAUUGUCCAGUGACCUAGUUGAGGUCAAGAAUGGUGUAGUUCAGUACGCAGUCAGCCACAGAGGCAAGACACAGGUCAAAUCUCCGCCCACUGCACGAGAAACUACUUUUCUCCAGUCAUGCAUCAAGCAGUUUGACCUCAUCCAACCAUUGGUCCAGGCUGAUACUAUGCCUUCGAAGAAAACAUCAUCCAGCAUUUUGAAAAUGAGUGGUGUUCAGAGCACCAACCAAUACUCCAAAGAUUCUGGACAGGAUAAGAAACGGCAGCGUGUUUCUCAAGAGACUCCAGCAGAGAAGACAGCCCGUUUGGAGAAGGCGACUUCUCGAAAGCUUCGUUCCUUGUCUGGCUGGAAUGUUUUUCAGAAGUGUCACAUGGAGGGGGCUGCGUGCAAUCCCUCAGAAUACCGCAUCAAACUGAAAGAGAUAUCUGCAGCUUGGAAAGCUCUUGAUGCCGCUGGAAAAGAACCCUACAACAUUCAAGCAGCUCACCAACAGGAACUACGCAACCGUUUGGCUGAGGAGCCACUUGCAGCUCAAACAGCUCAAGCUGGAACUGCUGAAAUUAGAGCUUUGGAAUCACAAGUGGACAGGAAUGCUCGGAAGAAGCUAGCAGCUCGCCGGCUUCAAUUGAAUGUGCAGGCUGAAGCCCAGCAUUCCUGGUGGACAGCGCCAACCCAAUAUGCAGAUAGUUCCGGUGCUUUGCGAAAGUCCGCCAUUGAUUUAGCCACCCCAGAUGAGGACAUUCAGAAGUUCUUGCAAUCUUCAUUGCACAGUGAUGCAGGAAGCACAGAAAUGAAUAGCAAUGACAGCAUUCUUCCACAGUGCCUUCCAGGCCACUGUGUGAAUGAUCCUUUGUUUGGAUGCUUGAAUGGGCUUGCCAAAUCAUUCAAGCACGAACUGUCUCAAAGAAAGCUGAAACCUGGCACUCUCCUUUGCUUCUCAAGUUCUUUACUGCGUGAUUCAUUUGCUUGCUUGCUCGGGGUUUCUCAGAAGAAGCCUAUUUUGCAAACAUUGAUGCAUGUGACCUUUCAGGCGAAUAGCGACAUCCUGUUUGAGCUGGUUGAUGGUGUCCCACAAGUUUCCACUUCCCAUCAUUUGUUCAGGAAGUUUGUUGGUGAUGCAACGCCAAACGUCAUGCUUGACGUGCAAGUGUGGUCAUACCACAUGAAGUGGAUUGACAACCGGUUGCUGAUUGCCAGCGCAGAUGAAUUGAGAGAUACAUUCACAUUGACCUCAAAACCAGAGGUGAAGAAAACAACAGCUCCACCACAGUUGCUAUCGCUGUUGAAAGCGGCCAGGAAGCGGGAAAGCAGGAAAAACACCAAGGGCAAGACUCGCAAGACUGUAAAGAAGGUGGCUCAAAAGUCCAAGGCUUCCUCGACAACAAUGCCUCAGAAGAAAAUUCAGGGUUCUGAUUCUUCAGGCUCAGAGUCUGAUUCAGAUUCCGACUCAUGUGGUGAUCAGGGUGAUGACAUUGACCUCAAUGCUGAAGCAAAUCCCAUUGAGGCCAUAUCUGACACAGUCUUGUCAGAGCAAGUUGCCGCCAAAGAGUUGGAGAAGGAGAUCGCAGCAGCUGAUGAGGCCAAAGAAGCAGCAAUCACCCAAUGCCAAAAGGGAGUGCCAGCAAGCAGUUUUUUUGCCAAAGAACUCGGUGUUCUUGAUGUGGCCUUUGCAGCCAGUGGCAGAUCAACUUGCUUGCAGUGCAAGCUUUCAAUCAACAAGAACGCAGUUCGCUUUAGCUGGUAUCACAGUCGAGUGCGCCCACAUGGGUGGGUUCAUGCAGAAUGCCUCUUCCAGAUCGCAGUCAACACUGGUCUCAAAGAGGAGACCCGUGUAAAGGUCAAAUCAAUCAGUGAACGAAGCUUUGGUGCUUCAGAAGGCAAUUUGCAGGUUGAGGCUCUCAGAGUGCUGCGGGCUUUGCAAUCCUAG